CUAAUUAUUCCAUAGUUCGAAAGGCAGUUUGAUUUCUUAUUUAUUUAACAUUUUCGUUUUCGAGAAUAAUUCUAUUUUGGUUGAAAACCUCCUAACACAUCCACAUAAAUAACGGAAGACUCUCAUCGAAAUGGCAGAUUCCAGCAAAGCGCUCAAUAUUGGAGAUGAAUUCCCAAACUUUCAAGCUAACACCACUGAGGGGCCCAUUGAAUUCCAUGAAUGGAUUGGCAAUUCCUGGGCCAUUCUAUUUUCACAUCCAGCCGACUAUACACCAGUGUGCACAACAGAAUUAGCGCGCGUAGCCACACUAUUGCCUGAGUUUGCAAAGCGCAAUGUUAAACCAAUUGCUUUAUCUGUGGACACUGUCGAUUCUCACAAAGAAUGGAUUGAGGAUAUAAAAAGUUAUGGAAAAUUGAAGUCCUUUGGCUAUCCUAUAAUUGCUGAUGAUAAGCGCGAGUUGGCAGUCAAGCUAAAUAUGCUGGAUAAGGAUGAGUUAAACAAAGAUGGCAUUCCGCUAACAUGUCGUGCUGUUUUCGUUAUUGAUGAUAAAAAGAAAUUACGUCUUUCAAUUUUAUAUCCUGCUACUACUGGUCGCAAUUUUGAUGAAAUAUUGCGCGUUAUUGAUUCACUGCAAUUAACCCAAAAUAAGUCUGUUGCCACACCAGCGGAUUGGAAACAGGGAGAUGUUUGCAUGGUCUUGCCAACUGUCAAGGAAGAGGAUGUUUCACAUUUGUUUCCUGCAGGCGUUGAAGUCAUUCCAGUGCCAUCGGGCAAAAAAUAUUUGCGUAAAACACCGCAACCUUAAGCGUAUAUUAAGUAAGAUUUGCCUUGAAGCUUUGAAAAAAGCUUGUUUUUUAAUGUUCCUUUUUUUUAAAUAAAACUAUAAACAUCUGAAAUAUCUUGAACAAACAAA
Molecule: messenger RNA, 913 nt
Organism: Rhagoletis pomonella (apple maggot)
Lineage: Eukaryota; Metazoa; Arthropoda; Insecta; Diptera; Tephritidae
Gene: Prx6a
Product: peroxiredoxin-6
Exons: 5
Coding region: 131-805 (224 amino acids)
Biological process (GO): cellular oxidant detoxification; cell redox homeostasis
Cellular component (GO): cytosol; mitochondrion
Molecular function (GO): peroxiredoxin activity
Source: RefSeq, a predicted model, not a curated record